GUUCAAAAAUUGGAGAGCAAGACAACUCGACCGUCGAGGCGAAAGCGAGACUCGCCCCAACUCACCCUCCCCCUCCCACUCCCACCACUCCUCCCCAUCCGUCCCCCUCGACCUCGGCGCCGGCCAUGGCGGCGGCGCAGCAGAAGCCUGGCAAGCGGCUGGGCGGCAUGGCGGAGGCGCUCGCCAUCGCCGCUGACCUUGGCUUCCCCGCCCCUCCCCCGCAGGAGGAUCAGAGUAGCACGGACAAGAGUGAUGAUUUGGUGAGGGUUUUGAGGGAGCUGACUGUCGUGCAGAGGAACAUUGCCAACUUGCAAGUGGAGCUACAAGGCAGAAAGGAUGAUAAAAACAUUGCUCAUUUGACUCAUGUUAGUGAGAUGGAAAAGAAGUGCGAAUCUUUGGCCAGAAUCACUACUAUUUUGAAAGAUGUUAUUCAGAAUAAGGAUCGCAUUAUUGCUCGGCUGCAACAACCAUACUCCCUUGAUUGCAUCCCUGUUGAAGCUGAGUACCAGAAACAAUUCUCUGAGCUACUUCUGAAAGCAGCAAGUGACUAUGGGGCAUUGACAGCAUCAGUCGAUGAUUUCCAGUGGAGCCAAAACUUUAGAGAGUCACCUGCUGUCUGGGGGGAAAUACUACGACCAAUACCUGCUGCACUUGCUUCCUGCACCCGCUUCUUUGAGGCCAUGUCUGCGAUGAGGGAGUCCUUUUCAACUCUUCAGAAACUGCGUGUCGGCCAUUCCUCUUUGUCAGUGACACCAGGCGGCUCCAGCGACAAUUCGAAGUACUUGACGCCGCAGCCUCAGUGGAGAGACGGCUCGAUGCUCGAUACCUGGAAGCAGGUGGAUGACAGCAACCCUGAGAGCGAUGGAGUCGAUGGCAUCAACCAGAGGAGGUUGUCAUGGCCGUCCUCCAUCAAGAGGGACCCCUAGGUCACAGAUCACCCUUCAAACUUGUGUUCCGGUGUUAUAUAUAUAGGAUUCCAUCUUGUCCAGUUGUCUUUGAUUAUUUGCGCUUUCGGUCUGAUCACUUGAAUCCAUUUGGCAUGUUCCACUUAAGCGAGAAAUGAUGUUAGAAAUGAUCUGUAAGUUCCUAACUAAAGUCGGUAUUUUCCGGCAAAAUUCCAUGUUAUUGUAAUGAUACACUCGCAGUCUCAAGGAUCAGAAACAAGUAGUUUCACUUGCCAUA
Molecule: messenger RNA, 1182 nt
Organism: Phragmites australis (common reed)
Lineage: Eukaryota; Viridiplantae; Streptophyta; Magnoliopsida; Poales; Poaceae
Product: AUGMIN subunit 2-like
Exons: 6
Coding region: 126-926 (266 amino acids)
Biological process (GO): spindle assembly; microtubule nucleation; microtubule organizing center organization
Cellular component (GO): mitotic spindle microtubule
Source: RefSeq, a predicted model, not a curated record